This is a messenger RNA of Silurus meridionalis, 1132 nucleotides long. RefSeq names its product N-acetylneuraminic acid phosphatase. The transcript has 2 exons. Lineage: Eukaryota; Metazoa; Chordata; Actinopteri; Siluriformes; Siluridae. The record is from RefSeq and is a predicted model, not a curated record. Gene Ontology annotation, molecular function: hydrolase activity. Bases 32 to 817 code for a protein of 261 amino acids.
GACGUGUCGAUACUGCUCUUCCACUUCCUGAAUGUUUGAAUGGUUUAUUGUGAUCAGUAUUAACGCAGGAUCUGAGGUUCCCCUGAUCGACAUGGAGAGAGGAGGAAUAUCAGCCAUACUGUUUGACCUGGACAACACUCUGGUGGACACUGCAGGGGCGGGACAGCUGGCUUUACACAGGGUAUGUGAGCUGCUGAGAAGUAAACUUAAGGACGCAAACACCAGCGACAUUUGUAAGCGGUUUGCCCGUAAACUUUACGAGGAACAGUUUGACCCAUCUGCAGGCAUAACCAUAGAUGACGUUCGGAUAAAUCACUGGCAUGAGGCCCUGCAGGAAGCCGAAGGUGUGGAUUGUGGCCGUGCUCUGGCCUCAGAUUGCUACUACACAUGGAAAACCACCCGUCUUCAGGCUCUAGCAUUAACUCCUGAAGUUUUCGCUCUGCUGCAAGAGUUAAAGCGCUCAUACAAACUGCUGCUGUUGACUAACGGUGAAGCCCAGACACAGCGGGAGAAGUUGGAGGCGCUGAGAUGUGAGGGACUCUUUAGUGCUCUGGUGGUGGCAGGAGACUAUUCUGAGCAGAAGCCUGCAGUUUCCAUUUUCACACACUGUUUCGAGCUACUCGGAGUAAAGCCACAAGACUGCAUCAUGGUGGGCGAUUCACUGGAUACCGAUAUCCAGGGUGGGUUUAACGCAGGGGUUCGUGCUACAGUGUGGAUUAGCAAGAACGCAGAUGCUCUUCCACAGAAUUGUGUGACUCCUGAUUACACCAUUCCCUCAGUGCUCGAGUUGCCUGGUGUUUUAGCGAAGCUGAAAUGAUAUUUUUUAAAGCUACAGUAUGGCAGUUAUUUAAAACUAAACAAUUUUAAGCAUGUCAUUUUGCAUACCUACUUUCACUUAUUAAAAAUUAUACAUUUAAUAUAUAUAUAUAUAUAAAAUGUGUAAGUUGUAAGACACUGAUUUUUUUUUCACAUGGGUUUUUUUUUUUCAAUACUUUUAUUGUAAUAAUACAGAGGUUUGGGUGAUGUGACUUUCAUAUCAUUAUAUGAAACAUUAUAGAGAUCAACAAAAAUGGCGAUGGUAAUAGAUUAGCAGGUGAUUUUGAGGUCUUCUUUUUAAUAAAAGAACUUUAUU